Molecule: messenger RNA, 3295 nt
Organism: Rhineura floridana
Lineage: Eukaryota; Metazoa; Chordata; Lepidosauria; Squamata; Rhineuridae
Gene: CTNNBIP1
Product: catenin beta interacting protein 1
Exons: 6
Coding region: 744-989 (81 amino acids)
Biological process (GO): negative regulation of Wnt signaling pathway
Cellular component (GO): cytosol; beta-catenin destruction complex; nucleus
Molecular function (GO): beta-catenin binding
Source: RefSeq, a predicted model, not a curated record
CAUAAGCUCCGCGCUGGCCACGCCCCUUUUACCUCAGGUUAUCGUCGCGAGGCUGCCGCUGCCUAAGGCGACGCGGCUUGCCGCCUCUCAGCGGCCUCGGGCACUGGGACGCGGCAAGAAGCAGCGGCGGCGGCGGGUCCCUCCCACCCGGAGUUGCCCAGGCGCCUCCUCUGCUCCCUCCCUCGGUCGCCGCCGCUGUGAGUCACGACGACGGAGGGAGGAGGAAGGAGAAGAGAAGCAGCGGCGGCGGCUUUUAUAUAUAUAUAUAUAUAUAUAUAUAUAUACACACACACACACACACACACACACACGGGUCGGGGCGUCUCUUUCCUCAGGCGGAAAAAAACAACAGCAAAAGACUUGCCCCUCCUCGGACCCGAGCCCACUCGAAAGUGCGAGGAACAGGACACGAUCCUGCCUGCCUACUUCCUCCCUCGUCUACGCGCGAGGGGGGCACCCGAGGGCUCCUCCCUCACCGCGGCAACCCGCCCCUACUGCUGUUACUGCCGCCGCCGCCACCUCAGAGUGGAAUUUUGCAGUGUUUCCAAGCUGCAACUACGGAGUCAAGUUCAUUACUUCAGUGAGCUUUUCUCCACCUUACAAAGCGAGGUGGUGCCCUGCAUGCUUUUCCCAAGGCGCAAAUUGCAUCUUUGAUUUCUCAUUCCUUGGCUGUUCCUGACUAAACGUUCUCAUAGCCUGAAGUUACUAGGCAAGCAGGAAUCUUAGGAACUGGGAAGAGGGGGAUGAACCGUGAGGGUGUCCCCGGGAAGAGUCCGGAGGAGAUGUAUAUUCAGCAGAAAGUCAGAGUCCUGCUUAUGCUUCGGAAGAUGGGAUCAAAUUUAACCACCAGCGAGGAGGAGUUCUUGCGGACGUAUGCAGGGGUAGUGAAUAGCCAACUUAGCCAGCUUCCUCAGCAUUCGAUCGAUCAGGGUGCCGAGGACGGGGUGAUGGCAUUUUCCAGGUCGGAGACUGAAGACAGAAGGCAGUAGCCGCAAGGGCUGUCUGAGCAAUACAGAGCCGGAGCAGAGCAAAUAAGCUCUUAGAGAUCAAGGAAGAUGGCCAGACAAUCAUGAGUUCCUUUGCCCUCCCCAGAUUUUUUGUUGUCCCGUGGUAGCCUUCCCCACCCCACUGAAUUCAGUUUUCCUGUUGCCUGACCUGAAUGUAUUUCACAGCUAUCUGUUCUGUAUACUCUGCUGGUGGGUCAGCAAGGCUGUCUAAAUCAAGGACAAGUCUCGAAAUGCAUUUGUAAUUGGCUCAAAAAAAAAAAAAAGGUGGACUCUGAUUGGCUGGGUAAAGGAAGGAAACUUGACCAGUGGAAACACUCCCCUUUAUUUUGUAUUUUUAAGAAUUGUUGCUGACAUCCUGCUUCUUAAAAGCCUUUAAGCUCUGGGGCUUAUUUAGGUCAUGCCUGUGUGUGUUUUUGGAAAGGGGCUUGGCUGUGUGAAACUGGAAAUGAACUGUGGCUGCUGUUUGUUUGCAAAAUGAGUGACUUGCAGGUGUUUUGCUGACAUCCGUGUUUUCCUUGCUAAAAAUUGCAGGGGUGGGAGGGAAGAAGGGUAGAUGGAAUUAAUGUAUUUAGUUACUGCUUCACAUUUAUUGUCAAGGUGGGAGGGGAAAAUGUUUUGCUAUAUUUAUUACAUGCUUGCUUGCCUUUAAAAACAAACAAACAACUGGCUUAACUGUUGACUUCCUAUCGGCUGCAGAGUCUACUGUGCAACUGACUCUUCCAGGCUGGUCUGCUUCAUGCUCUCAAAAGAAUGGUUGCUUGAAAGCAUACUUGGUUUUCUCAAGUCUGCCCAGGCAGGAAGGAGGUGGUCAGAAGCCCUGCCGCUUUGUUUAGAGUUGUGGCAAUGAGCCUCCACUGAAAACUGGGGCAGCUCCCUUGCAGAAGGCUCAUCAGUACUGUGGAGGCUUUAUAUGUGCCCCAAAAUCUGUGACAUACAAAUGUCAAACCAGGAUGGAGUGCAAGCUAAUCCUUCUAAACAAUCCACACAGUUCCAGCUUCAACCCAUUAACUGGCUCACAGAUUGCAGGGCAGUGGGUGUGAGAAGAACAUCAGCCUGAAUUCUAUAACUUUGGCCUAAUGCCUCCACUGACUUAUUGAGGUGGAAUUGAUCGGUUCCUCAAAUUGGGCUUGCUUUCAUGCGCUGGCUGAUCCCUUUGGAGGCAGCGCAUCUCGCCCAAAGAGAUCCAAAUGGCUACAGGUGGUACUACCAGUUCAUAGACCAACUGAAGCAAUGAUGUUAAUUCAUUACAUGCCCUUGCUUGCCAGGAAGUUGCAUGUUAAAAUCCUGAAACUCUACGUGCUGCCUGUGCCCAAACAUCUCCUCUUUUGUUACAUGCCAUGAAUAUUCACAGUACUCUUCCAGGAAGGCACCUAGGUGAGAUGGUACUGAUAAAGUAUUUGAGAAAAAAAUUGAAACAAACUUAUUUUGUCUCUUUCCCUGUCUUUGGGGCGGAGGUCAUUAUCUAGAGGAAGCAUCUUAAGGAAAUGGCUAUGGCAAGCUAGAGUUUCCAAGGGCUUUUGGUUGUGAGGGUGCAGGUGCUUGUGUGUGGGGGGAGAGGAAUUAAGAUACCCAAUAGCAUAGGGUGGGAGAUAAUAUACAGAAAAGCGGGAUGACGAUGAUCCCAAAUGAAUUUGUCUACCUGCUGCUGAUGACCCCUAUUUAAAUGAAACCAGCAAUAAAUGCAGUUCACCCUUGCAAUUCAAGCUUUGUUCCCACAAUCUUUUUUAAAACAUGCAUAGAGAAAAGCGCAGCUCCUCAAAAAAAAAAAAAAAAAAGUCAGGGUGUGGCCAGAGGGAUCAGGGUUUUGUUUGGGGUUUUUUGACAUGACAAAAUGUGCAGCUGUUGGUCUGUUGCAGAGAUUACACGUUUUCCCUCACCCAAGCAUAUCCGUGUUAGGGAAGUCUUAUUUCCUUAAAUCUCAAUCUGCAUCGUAUUGUUGGUGGGGGAAAUCCCCCCCCCAGCCAGGACUCCUAUUGCAAUGUCUGGUGGGUGCUGAUAGUAUCUGGGUCACCUCUCCCCACCCGCCCACCUCAGUGCCACUGAGGAGCUUUAUUAACUUAUUUUUCUAGUUUGUGUUAUACUACUAUAGCGGCAGAGCCCUCCCCAGUCGAAGUGCUUGUGAAAAAGUAUCUCGCACCAGUGAUGCUUCCAUAUCCCCGCUGUGGCAGCUCCCCAACAUUUAACAAAUCUUCCUCCCCUCCUCAAAAGCUGUACUUUUCCUAUGCUUCCCCGCUGAUCUUCUAAAUCUUUUUUUUUAAAAAUAGUAGUAAAAAUGCUAUUCCUCUCUG